CCCCCCACCUCAUCCAUUUUUUCCCUAAGCUCAAAAAACUCAAUUCAUUUUUUAUUGUAUCCUUUUGUGUUUGUUAAACUGAUCUUAUACUCAAUUAUAAUGGCUAUCAAAGAAAAACAACUUGGAGUUAAAAAGGGGAGCAGUAUUGGAAAGGCAAGUAACGAGAAAGAGAUGCAUUAUAGGGGAGUGAGGAAGAGGCCGUGGGGCCGGUACGCCGCCGAAAUCCGAGAUCCCGGCAAGAAGAGCAGGGUCUGGCUCGGCACCUUCGACACCGCCGAGGAAGCGGCGCGUGCUUACGACGCCGCCGCCAGGGAAUUCCGUGGUGCCAAGGCCAAGACCAACUUCCAUCUGCCCAACGAGGACUUGCCCAUUAACCACAGCCCCAGCGAGAGCAGCACCGUGGAGUCGUCCAGCCCUGAUGCGCCGGCUCGUGAUGCCACGCGCCGCAGGGAGAGUGGCGCUGAGAGUGGCGUCGUUGUCGGUCGGUUUCCGUUUCUUAAUCAGCAGCCGUAUGUCGGCGCGUGUGCUGGAGUGGUGGGUGGUUUUCCUGUCCACGCGCGGCCGGUUUUGUUUUUCGACCCGAUGGUGAGGCCCGAGUUUGUGGCUCAGAGUUACCCUCUCCGGUUCGACCCGAGUCCGGUUGAGUUCAAUUCCGGAAUUGUAGGUGGGGCCCAGACCCAGAGCGACUCAGAUUCAUCAUGGGUCGUUGAUUACAAGCCAAGAAAAGAAGUUCUUAACCUUGAUCUUAACCUUGCUCCUCCAAUGGACGCUUAAUUUUCCAACAAUUUUUGUAAUAAUCAAAGGCAAAAGUGUUUUCUCCUUUUUUUUUUUAAUUUUAUUUACCUAGAGAGUGAUGGACCUAUCUGCUAGUUCGUCCUUGCUGUGUAAACUAGUUAGGAAUGUAGUAAUGGUUUUUUCUUUUUUUUUCUUUUUUCUUUUCUCUCUCAUUAAGGAGGGAAAAGAAUCAAAUUCUCUCUAAGUUGUUUUUAUGUUGUAACCGCUCAUUCCUUCACUAACGUUUGAAUAUCAAGUUUACUUUUUUUCUUGAUAA
Messenger RNA from Quercus robur (English oak), 1051 nucleotides. Its product is annotated as ethylene-responsive transcription factor 4. NCBI's taxonomy places the organism in Eukaryota, Viridiplantae, Streptophyta, Magnoliopsida, Fagales, Fagaceae. Bases 100 to 774 code for a protein of 224 amino acids. Gene Ontology annotation, biological process: regulation of DNA-templated transcription. Gene Ontology annotation, molecular function: DNA-binding transcription factor activity; DNA binding. The record is from RefSeq and is a predicted model, not a curated record. The transcript has a single exon.